Rangifer tarandus platyrhynchus (Svalbard reindeer) is the source of this 303-nucleotide messenger RNA. NCBI's taxonomy places the organism in Eukaryota, Metazoa, Chordata, Mammalia, Artiodactyla, Cervidae. The record is from the annotation of a GenBank genome assembly.
AUGAGCCCUAACCGUGAGCCCCGUGGGGACCGGGACCGGGACCGGGGCGGCGCGGGGUCCGCCGACCAGCCCUGCCCCUCCGUGUGCGGCCGUGCUGAGGAGGAGCCCACCCUCUCGCCCUCUUGCUUUCCCUUCUCCCGCUCUGCUUCUCCUCCUAAGAAGGGAGGCCGGAAGCAGGGAGGCUCGCAGGGCGGCUCUCUGAGCCCGGGGCGUCCGCGGGCCUGUCCUCGCGGUGUCCUUCCCCGGCCCCGAGUCACGCAUCACUCAUCUUGUCACAUUGAACUCCAGAUGCUCCUACCCUAG